This is a messenger RNA of Polistes canadensis, 1890 nucleotides long. Its product is annotated as UPF0692 protein CG33108. Bases 57 to 806 code for a protein of 249 amino acids. The record is from RefSeq and is a predicted model, not a curated record. Lineage: Eukaryota; Metazoa; Arthropoda; Insecta; Hymenoptera; Vespidae. The transcript is spliced from 3 exons.
AUAUUGAAAUCGAUAAAGAAACAGCAAUUAUUUCUAAGCAAUUUAUAAGCUAAAAGAUGCCAGCACCACCUCUGUCAUUAACAAAUUUAACAGAGGCACCUAUGUGCCAAAAAACAGAGGUGAGCGACCCUGAUUCUUUGCCCCCUUGGGCUAAAAUCACACUUACGUCUGCAGAGGCAGAAAUAGAAAAAUUAAUUACAAGUAAUGAAUUGAAGGAUGCAGAAGUGACUUACUUUUGUCAAGUCGAACCUAUUCUGCAAGAUGGACCACAAUGCGGUUUAGUAGCCCUCGCAAUGGCAUCUCAAGAAUAUACAAAACCUGUUUCUGUUAGUCAAUUGUUAGCAGAAGCUAGGGUAAGAGGUUUCACUCAACAUGGAGAAGUAUACAGUGUCGAUUUCAUGGGUACUUUGGCUGCUGAAUAUUUGCCCGAUCAUAGACCGGAUAUUUUGGUUGAUUUACAACAAUGUCCAGAUACUUUAACUCAUGCAUUAGCUCAUGGAGCUAUGGUGCUUAUACCAUAUGAUUCAGAUUUCAAUCAUGCUCCCUGCUUGAAGAGAGGUCAUAAAGCUCAUUGGGCAUUACUCGUAGGACUUAUAUCAUCGAGGCAAGGGUAUCAUGUCUUAGCACGUCAUGGAAAGUCACGUCACCUCGCUUGUUGGCCAUUACGCGACUUAAUAGAAAGUAAUGGUAAUUUAGAAGAAGAAGGAACAACAAGACACGCAGGUGGAUACGUUAUACCAAAGGGUGGAGUUGGCGGCCAAAGAGGGCUACGUGGUAGAGCAUUGGCAUUGCAUCCAUACAUAUAAAAAAAUUAUGUACAAGAGCUGUAGAAAAUUAAUAUCGCAGUAAACGAAUGGGAAUCAUUAAUACAGUGUUACUAUAUCCAAGUUAUGAGGUUAAUAUUCGGGAAAUAAGAUUUAAAGAGAAAAAACCUUAAAAAAAAAAAGAAAAAAAAAAACAAAAAAAAACAGUGCUAAUACAAAAGUGAUCUAUAGUUCUUUGUAAAACAUAAUGCUUCAACUUACGCAUAUUCGAAUUACGUAAUGCAAUUUGCCAAAUGCAAAAAAAAUAAGAAAAAAAUGAUUAAAAAAAAAUGGAUUAAAAAAGAAAAAAAAAGGAUAAAUACCAAAUUUACCACUAAUUCAAUUUCAUAGUAAGUGCAAUCAUAAGUUUAAUAGCUCUCAUUUUUAUCUUUAUUAUAUGAAAUGUAAAUAAUUCUAUUAUGUCGGUGCAACUUUUGUGUAUAGUCCGUUUGCCAGCAGAACGCGUUAAAAUGUGUUACAAGUAAACGGGCUGUCGAUCGCGAACGUAUUACGUAUAAGUCAAAAUAGGAGGUAUGUUUCGUUACACAUUAAAAUCUCAGCGCGACGAGAUCAAUUUAAAAAGUGCAUUCAUUGAUGCACAUCUAAUCGGUGUGGCAAAUGCGUGUAUGCAAAAUAAAAGAAAAAAAAAAACAAAAAAACGGACGCAUGUAAUCGUCCGUACGUGCAUUGAUCUAAUAAACGUAUUAGUUAGGAGUUAUUCAAAUCAAUACUAGCCAAUAUCAAAGUAUUUAAGUAUAUUUAUUUAAAACAAUGAAGAACUUGCAGGCCUUCUUAAGGGAUAGUUGUAUGAUUUGUUUUUCUUUUGCAUUUACAUAAUCGAAAAAAAAAAUUAUAAUUAUUAUCGAAACUGUCUAAGGACCGCAAAUGCAACUUUGAAGAAAAAAUAAAAAUACUAGCCGUACCAAUUUAAGUAUAUUGUGUAACGUACGUAUACGUAGAGAAAAAAAAAGAUUAUCAAAAAUAUUCAUUCAACGUGUCGAUGAAUCAAAUAUUUAUUUAUGGAAAUGAAAGAACCUGCAUGUAUCAAGUAAAAUUAUUUACAAACAAUAAACUAAUCAUUAUUAUA